This is a messenger RNA of Annulohypoxylon maeteangense, 3753 nucleotides long. RefSeq names its product impB/mucB/samB family protein. Gene Ontology annotation, molecular function: DNA-directed DNA polymerase activity; deoxycytidyl transferase activity; damaged DNA binding. The transcript has a single exon. The coding region runs from base 221 to 3685 and encodes 1154 amino acids. Gene Ontology annotation, cellular component: nucleus. Lineage: Eukaryota; Fungi; Ascomycota; Sordariomycetes; Xylariales; Hypoxylaceae. The record is from RefSeq and is a predicted model, not a curated record. Gene Ontology annotation, biological process: error-prone translesion synthesis; error-free translesion synthesis.
CUCGAGACCAUCCUAGCUAAUAUUCGUAAUUUUUUGCAUCUAUCUCUUUCGGAUUCACCGGAGAACCCAAGAUCAUAUUCUAACUAAUGGUCAUUAUCACCACGAUUGUAUUAUUUCCAAGAUGACCUCCCAUCGAAAGAUCGCCACAGGCAAUCGAGUAGAAGUUAUUUUUAAAAUAAGAGAUCAUAUUCUUUGAUGCUGACGGCAAAAUCUUGUCAAGAUGGGGAGUCGCCUAGAAAAUAACUCGAAUUCUGUGCGAAAGCGCAUAGAGAAUCACACUUUCUCAGAUGAAGGGGGCGACGAGUACGAACCCAGCGCCUUCGGAGGGUUUGGGGAUUACUUUCGUCGCAAGAAGAUCAAGUUGCAAAAUCUUGAUUCCGAACUACGAACCUCAUCGACCGAUAAACCUCAGAUCUUCAAAGGAGUAGUCGCACAUGUAAUGGGUUAUACACAACCAUCGCUCCAGGUUCUCCACCAUGAUUUAGUACAACAUGGAGCCGGGUUUCUACAGUAUUUGGAUUCCAAGACUAUGGCGACUCAUAUCAUAGCGUCGAAACUACCACCGAAAAAGAUGGUUGAUUUUGGCAAGUACAGGAUAGUAAAACCUGCUUGGGUAAUUGAUUCUAUCAAAGCCGGAAAACUUCUACCAUGGUCCGAUUACCGAGUGAUAGAGGAGACCCCCAGACAGAAGACAUUGAAAGUAAAUGGCAGUGGUAUAUCUACUCAGUCAAGCCCAUCUCCGCUGGCAGGAUAUCGAGAACAAACCGAAUCAAGUUUCUACACAAGUCAGCUGAAGGAUAUUGCGCAGUCUAUCAAUGGGAAGCAUCUUGGGGAUAUUACACCUAGUCGACCAGGGCCGGUUGACAAAAUAGCUCAGAGGGUUAUGUCUAGCGAGCCUAUGACACCGGAGGGAUUACUUCAGGAGUCGCGAGGCUCGCCAGGAAUAUCCGAUCAGUCGGAUGAGGACACGGUGAUGAUGGUUGAUUUUCCAGAUUCUACACCUGAUACUUCCAAUAAAAGGCCAGGUCACCAGAGCAAAGAUGAUAUGGAAAAUGAGGUUCAAACUGGACGAUCAAUCGAAAAACAAAAGGCAAUGACUUCCGAGGAACAUAACGCCAUGUUACUACAAGAUCCUCGAAUGAGGAAGUCAUCGACUGCAAAUCCAGAUUUUAUACAGCAGUAUUACUCGGAAAGUAGACUUCACCAUUUGUCAACAUGGAAAGCUGAGUUAAAAUCAAGAAUGCAAAAGCUUGCUGCUGAGAAGGGCGCUCAGGGAAAGCCAAUAAAAAGAAAAGCAGGCGCAAGGCGAUACGUGAUGCAUGUAGAUUUUGACAGCUUUUUCUGUGCGGUCUCGCUGAAAAGCGCACCGGAUUUUAUUGACAAGCCCGCUGUUGUCGCACACGGAACGGGAGCGGGUUCGGAGAUUGCCAGCUGCAAUUACCCGGCGAGAAAGUACGGUGUCAAAAAUGGCAUGUGGAUGAAGCGAGCUAAAGAGCUAUGUCCUGAGCUCAAGGUGCUCCCGUACGAUUUUCCAGCGUACGAAGAAGCCAGCAAAUCAUUCUAUGAAUGCAUCUUAGAAGUCGGUGGUAUCGUGCAGAGCGUCAGUAUUGAUGAAGCUCUUGUGGAUAUCACCUCAAUUAUACUAUCUGCGGUCGGUUCCGACGGCGUUGGAGUCGAUGAAGGUAGUAUAUGGAGAGAACAGGAGAAAGCAAACCAGAUGGCCUUAGCUUUACGAGAUCAAGUCAAAGAAAAAACAGGAUGUGCAGUUUCCGUUGGAAUAGGCGGUAAUAUCCUUUUGGCAAAGGUCGCACUUCGAAAAGCAAAACCAGCAGGUCAAUACCAAAUCAAACCAGAAGAAGUACUGGACUUUCUUGGGGAGUUAAAGGUCGAUAGUUUGCCCGGAAUUGCUUAUAGCAUAGCCGGCAAGCUAGAGGAGAUUGGGGUGAAGCUCGUAACCGAUGUUCGACAGACUUCUAAAGAGCGCCUUAUCAACACUCUAGGACCGAAAACUGGCGAGAAGCUCUGGGAAUACGCUCGUGGAAUAGACCGAACGGAAGUUGGCGAACAACCAAUACGAAAGUCGGUUUCUGCUGAAGUCAAUUGGGGUAUACGGUUUAUUAACCAAGAGGAAGCCGAGGAAUUUGUGCUCAACUUAUGCAAAGAGUUGGAAAAACGACUGCUCAAUGAGCAGGUCAAAGGCAAGCAGCUCACGAUGAAAAUCAUGCGACGCUCAUUUGAUGCACCUCUUGAUCCGCCGAAACAUUUAGGUCAUGGCAAAUGUGACACUUUCAACAAGAGUGUUAUGUUUGGUGUUGCGACUCACGACUACAAGGUGCUAGGAAAGGAGGCUGUUUCAAUCCUCCGUUCUUACAAGUUUACCCCCGGCGACCUGCGCGGUCUAGGCGUACAAUUGACCAAAUUAGAGCCAAUCAAGUCUUCAUUAUCUGGUCUCGAUGGAAGCCAGAAGAAAUUGAAUUUUGGAGCCUUUCGUACUCCUGGUUCAGCAAAGAAACCGGCCUUAGAGCCAAUCCAAGAUGGCAUCGGCGAAGAAGAGGCGAGUUCGAAACAGAAUCGACGUGAUUCGCAAGAUCCUAUCACCGAUGGACCCUUAACGCCGCGUAAACCAAAGCCAGACGCUCGCCAUCCAGCAUUCACGAUAUCUCGAGCAAGCGAGAAUGACGUCAGGGCAAAUACCCCCUUAAAUAUCGCGGGGACUCAAUUUAUUAUGCCAUCCAACCCAGAUCCCGCCGUACUUGCAGAACUCCCACCAGAUAUCAGAAGCCGGCUUAUGGGACAAGGUAGCAGAGCCCGCGACGAAGCACAAACACCAACAGCCAAAUCCCGGGACCAAAGCCCAAUCCCUGCAAGCGAGAUCCCACCAGAGAUUGACCCCGAAGUGUUCAACGCCCUACCAGAUGACAUGAAAGCAGAAGUCCUAGAACAAUACAGACCCCGAAGCAGGCAGCAAAACCCGCCCCUCGCCCCUCAAUCCCCGCGCAGAGACCGGGCCAUCCAACUGCCCAAGCAAAGGACCCCAACCAAACGCCGCGUAGCCGGCUUAUUCGCCCGCGUUCGCGAGCGCCAAGCCGAUGCCAGUGCGAGGAUCGUCCAAACCACCAUCAAGCACCAGCCCGAACCCCCGGAGAUCGGUGACCUAGACCCGACCUUCCUAGCCGAACUACCGGAAGAAGUCCGUCGGGAAGUAAUCGCAGACCACCGUCGCUUGCGCGCACAACGAUCAGGCCUAGACCUACCAUCCAAACAUUCCCACAACAACAACAAAAAGCCAGACGCAGACGCAGACGACAACGCCGCCUUACCCGGCGGACAGACACGCCUCCAUUUCGGACCCAAGCCUGUGAAGAUAGCGUUUACGACGAACGGACUAACGACCUUGCCUGAAAUAAGGGAUAUGUUAAACGUAUGGCACCGCGAGACCCGAGACGUAGGCCCGCAUAAACGAGACGUGGAUAUGUUAGAAAAGUACCUAGUCCGUGUCGUGGUGGAAGAGAAGGAUAUGGAUAAAGCAUCGAAACUAGUCAAGUGGCUCGAUUAUCUAGUAGAAGACAGCAGCGACGAGCUGGAGUACAGUGGGAAAGAAGCCUGGCGAGAGGUCGUGGGACAUAUUAGGCAGGAAGUGCAGAAUGCGGUGAAGUCGAGGGGGUUGGGUCCACUAGAUAUAUGAAGGUAUUUAUUUUAUUGCAAAUAACUAAGUGGUUUAUUCAACAACUUGAGGCUAAGCAUAGUAUUAUC